AAGAAAAUAACCACACAACAGUCUCAAAGCUGAGAGAGACUCAGGGGGUCAAGGAUGGAACCUUGGGUUCCCCAGUGGCCAGCUCGGCUAUGGGGGAGGCCCAUGGCACCAUCAAAAGACCCAGACAGAGGACUUCGGAGUGGACGUCAGCGGCUUCUUCCCAACCCGCGGCACAAUGGAGAGAGGUUCCAUCAAUGGCAAGACAGCCCAGGGAGUCCACAGCACCAGCAGGAGCCCAGGGCUGACCACCAGCAGUCACAUUACCCCUCCAGGCCGGGGGUGUGGCCUCAGCCUGUGUCUGCAGGGGACUACUAUGAAGAGGGUUAUCCUGGUCACAUGUAUUCAAGGCCAGGCUAUGAGGAUGUCUAUCAAAGAUACCACUCGCCAACACUGCGGGAAGAGUAUGCUUAUGGAAGCUAUUACUACCCAGGACACCUGCAGCGGCUGCAGGAAGAGAGAGUGCCAAGGCCAGGGAGUCCUUAUACCUGGCGUGAAGAUUAUGGAAACCAAAAGCACCUCAGUGACCAUCAUGGUGAAAACCCGCAGAGUCCAUUUGGAGCAAAUAAUGAGACUCAGUUCCAAUCUCUCAGCCGGAACCCUUAUAAAGACAGCCCCACUUCCAGCUCUGGACAGGAGCAGCCUGGGGACCUGAGGAAUAAGCCAUCUGAAGAGUCCAACCUCCUCCAGCAGCACGAGGCUGGACUCAGCUCCAGCAGCUAUGAGCUCAGUCAGUACAUGGCAGAUGUUCCUGAGCAGAGCGAUCCCAUGGCUUCAUCAGUUUGGCGUCCAAUCCAGGAGGGGAACAUCUCAGCGGCCAAGCCCAAGGCACCCUUGAAGUUCUACGUCCCUCAUGUGUCUGUGAGUUUUGGGCCAGGAGGCCAGCUGGUAUGUGUGUGUCCCAAUUCUCCCCUGGACGGGCAAACGGCCAUCGUUGAACUGCAUAGCAUGGAGAUUAUUCUUAAUGAUUCUGAGGACCAGGAGGAGAUGAGAAGUUUCUCAGGACCUCUGAUCAGGGAAGAUGUACACAAGGUGGACAUCAUGACCUUUUGCCAGCACAAAGCAGCUCAGAGCCACAAAUCUGAGACACCACAGAGCCGAGACUCAGCUCUACUGUGGCAACUGCUGGUUCUCCUUUGUCGCCAGAAUGGGUCCAUGGUGGGGUCUGACAUUGCCGAGCUACUGAUGCAAGACUGCAAGAAGCUGGAGAAAUACAAGAGGCAGGCCCCAGUGGCCAACCUCAUUAACCUGACCGACGAGGACUGGCCCGUGAUGAACUCCGGGAACCGCAACCUGCUCACUGGGGAGAUCCCCCCCACCGUGGAGACGCCCGCUCAGGUCGUGGAGAAGUUCACUAAACUGCUCUACUAUGGAAGGAAGAAGGAGGCCUUGGAGUGGGCUAUGAAGAACCACUUGUGGGGUCAUGCUUUGUUCCUUUCCAGCAAGAUGGACCCACGGACCUACAACUGGGUCAUGAGUGGAUUCACCACCACGCUAGCGCUCAAUGAUCCCCUGCAGACCCUCUUCCAGCUCAUGUCCGGAAGGAUCCCACAAGCAGCUACGUGUUGUGGGGACAGGCAGUGGGGAGACUGGAGGCCGCACUUGGCUGUGAUUCUGUCAAAUCAAGCUGGAGACCUGGAGCUGUAUCAGAGAGCAAUUGUCACCAUGGGGGACACAUUGGCUGGGAAAGGGCUCCUGGAGGCUGCUCAUUUCUGCUACCUCAUGGCUCAUCUGCCUUUCGGCCACUAUCCGGUGAAGACAGAUCAUCUGGUCUUGCUGGGCAGUAGCCAUAGCCAAGAGUUUUUGAAAUUUGCCACCACUGAGGCCAUACAGAGGACGGAAAUCUUCGAGUACUGCCGGAUGCUGGGCCGUGCCAAAUCCUUCAUCCCUGCUUUCCAGGUGUAUAAACUCCUUUAUGCAUCCCGGCUGGCAGAUUACGGCCUAGUGUCCCAGGCCUUGCAUUACUGUGAAGCCAUUGGUGCGGCCGUCCUGAGCCAGGCGGAGAGCACUCACCCUGUGCUAUUAGUGGAGCUCAUCAAGCUCGCAGACAAACUGAAGCUGUCAGAUCCUCUGGUUUUAGAAAGACACCGCGGGGACAGGGAACUGGAGCCAGAUUGGCUAGUGCAGCUUAGGAAGCUACACCAGGAACUAGAGCUAAAGGUAGCUGGAGACAUUGGUGAUCCUCCAGCUGCCCACUCAGAUGAGUCCGAAGCCAGAAGAACCACCACAGAUACUUUCUACCAGGAUCUUUCGGGACAGCCAGGCUCCUCAGAAGACCCUGGCUACAGCUCAGCCCUGUGGUCAACACCUGAGCAGACAGGCCCCACCCAGCCCAGCCCAAGGCAGCCCAUCUCCCUCCAGCAGGAUCCUUACCCAGGGGGAGGCGGUUCAGGGCACCUGGGGGCCUCAGUGCCUCUUUAUGCUGUUCCUGAGACUCCCUACUCAGGGAUCAGCACUGGCGGUGGCAGCGUGGCAGUAGCAGGAGCUCCUGCAGGAAGGGCUUGGGAAGAAACACUGCAUAUACAUCCUACCCCUGGACACAUCACUGCCUCUCAGGACGGCUCCCAGGAUGGUCUAAGGGUCAUUCCUGAACCUCAGGCAUUGCCAGCCUUCAGAGAACGAAGAUAUUCUGAGAGUUCCACUGUUUCAGCCAAGGAGAAUGAGGAGUCUCCUGAUGAAGCAGACAAAAAGACUUCCCAAAAUGCUGCACAGAAAGAAAAGCCAGGAGAUGUGAAGGAGAAUACAAAGAGCUCAGGAUUUGGCUGGUUCAGCUGGUUUCGAGGGAAGCCCACCACCAGUGACACCCACUCUGGAGAUGAAGACUCAUCACACAGCUCAGACUCAGAGGAAUCCCUGCAAGCACCAUCUGCCCACCCGGCCAGCCUGUCACCCACGCCUCCUCUGGAGUCCCCGCCUCUGCCUGGCACCAGUGCCCUCUCCAGGAGCAUAGGUGGAGGGGAAGUCCCAGGAUCCGCCGUGUCUAGUGGGGGAGCAGUGAAGGUCACCGGGGCUGGAGACUUCUCAGCACUUGAAGGUGUUUCCUCUGAGCUCUCCUCCAGACCUGGCAUUCUGCUUCCUCCACCCACCUUGCAAGGGGCGGUUCCUCUCUACAACCCGGCUCAGGUCUCACAGCUCUCCCACACCACCAGCCUGAAUCGGCCCAACCGCCUGGCUCAGCGCCGCUAUCCAACCCAGCCAUGCUGAGAACGACCACCUGGCCCAGGCUUGUCUCUGGGGAGCACCACUUAUAUGUCACUGUAAUUUUUCUUAAUUUCCCAUCCUCUUGGCUGUGAGUUGUGCAGGACUGCUGGACACGUAGAAGGCAAGGAGAUGGGACUGCUUAAAAACAGCUCAGUCUAGACCUUAAUUUAGCUAGCUCCAAAGCAUGGAAAUGAUUUCAUCAGGUGGGGAAUCUGGGUCUAAUGGGCAGUGUGUCACAGCGGCAGCAUUUGAGAUGGAGGGGAAGGCCUUUAGGAUCUCAGGAAUAGCAUCCCGGGCUCAGAGCCACAUUCCAACUUAGCUUUGACUCUUUCCUCAGCUUCACUUAUAGACGAAUACAUAGCUCUAGUUAGCAAAGAUUUUUACCCCUAAACUUGAUGAUUAUUGCCCUUCAAUGAUUCCUUCUUCAAUGACAUUUCACCGAUUUUUCCUCCUGGUCCUAGUUUGAUGCACAUUCUCGAUGUGGUUCAGAUUAAUUAUAUUUCUCUCACUUUCUUAGCCAGUCCUAUUUUUUUUCUCAUUUUGGCAUCUGGCUAUCAAGUUAGAUUGCUGUAGGCAUCAUAUUGUCAUGGUAACUACUGCACCUAAUGAUGCAGAUGGAUGGAACAUCAGUAUAAUAAAUGAUGGAAAAAGCAUUCCCUAAAAAUUCCUCCUUUCCAUAAGAGGGAAGGAAUGAGUGCCUGAUAUUGUUAAAUACCUCUUUUCCUACCUCAGGCCUUUGCAAAUUGAUGUUCAGUGGGUCACAGGGGUCUGAAUAGGAGGGGGAGGUAUAUCUUGAAAAUUUCCAUCUCUCCUUUCAAACCCAAAAUAGGAAUGAUUCUUGCUGUUUGUCAGAUUUGCUGAAAUUGCUCCUCACAAAGAACAUUUUUUUUGUAUGUGUAAUUGUACAUAAAGGUUUUGUACUUUAAUGUACUAUGGUUCUGAUUUUCAUAGCGAUUAAACCUAGAUAAUUUUGUAGCAAA
Messenger RNA from Dipodomys spectabilis (banner-tailed kangaroo rat), 4178 nucleotides. RefSeq names its product protein transport protein Sec16B-like. Gene Ontology annotation, cellular component: endoplasmic reticulum exit site; ER to Golgi transport vesicle membrane. NCBI's taxonomy places the organism in Eukaryota, Metazoa, Chordata, Mammalia, Rodentia, Heteromyidae. Bases 55 to 3201 code for a protein of 1048 amino acids. The record is from RefSeq and is a predicted model, not a curated record. The transcript has 25 exons. Gene Ontology annotation, biological process: autophagy; Golgi organization; COPII vesicle coat assembly.